AUGCCUGGUUCUCGGCGUCAUAUGGAUGUGGAAACAGCAACAAGAGCAGUGUUUAUGCUUCAGGAGGGAGAAUCUCAGAGAUCAGUGGCAAGACGUCUUGGUGUGUCGCGACGCGCUAUUCGAAACGCGUGGGAACGCUUUCUAGAGACAGAUAGUGUCGCGAGGAGAUCUGGAUCUGGAUCAGGAAGAGCGCGAGCUACAACCGUCCAGGAAGACCGUUAUAUCAGAUUGACUGCACAUCGAGAGCGUACGAUUCCCGCCCGCGUCUUACAAAAUCGACUGCGGCAUUCGAUUGGCACACGAAUUAAUGAUCAAACCAUUCGAAAUCGGCUCCAUGAAGACGGACAACGUUCCAGAUCCCGUGUUAUUCGUCUAAAAUUGACAAGAGCGCAUCGUGCAGCACGUUUGAGGUUUGCUCGCGAGCAUGCGGAGUGGAUAAUGGACAACUGGAGAAAUGUACUCUUUACGGACGUAAGUAAAGUGAAGUUUUUCAGCGAUGAUCGUCGAGUGCGCGUGUGGAGAAGAGAAGGAGAACGUUUUUCAGAACCUUGCAUACAUGAAACGGAUCGUUUUGGAGGUCCAAAUGUUAUGGUGUGGGCUGGAAUAAGCUUGCUCGGUAAAACUGAGCUGUUAAUUCUGGAAGAAGGCUCCAUAACUGCCUCCCGUAAUGUGACUAAUCGACAAGAGCUCAUAAACGCCCUAAAAUUAUGUUGGGAGCGAAUACCCGAGGAAAACAUCACCCACUUGAUUGAAAGUGUCCCAGAUAGAUUCAGAGAGUGCAUACGGAACAGAGGAGGACCUACUCGCUAUUAA
Messenger RNA from Parnassius mnemosyne (clouded apollo), 813 nucleotides. The record is from the annotation of a GenBank genome assembly. NCBI's taxonomy places the organism in Eukaryota, Metazoa, Arthropoda, Insecta, Lepidoptera, Papilionidae.